Molecule: messenger RNA, 1065 nt
Organism: Didymodactylos carnosus
Lineage: Eukaryota; Metazoa; Rotifera; Eurotatoria; Philodinida; Philodinidae
Source: the annotation of a GenBank genome assembly
AUGCCAUCCACGUAUAAUAUUAGUAAUAAACCGUCGUCAGAAGAAGAAUAUGAAGUUCAACAACGCCUAAAACAUAAUCGCGCAGUUCGAUCUAAACAUAAAACAUCAUAUGAACGUCCCUUUAUGGAUUAUCAAACAAAUAAAUUGAAAGAAAAUAUUCCAUUCACAUAUUCACCCAACGGUCGGGCCGAGUUGACGAUCGAUUCUGAUAUGCAUAUUGAUUUAAGAACUUUAGAACAACUCGAACAUUUAUCUAAACUUGUUAUUAAAAUUCGUGUCGAAUUUCAGCAAGACGACAUAACAAGUUAUGUAAGCGGAAGCGGUUUAAUCGUCAAUGGUCGAUAUAUAAUCACAGCAGCUCAUGUGUUUAAUCCGUUAACAGAAGAAGACAAUGUACUUGUGCCAUAUAAACGUAUAAUAUUUACGUCCUUAUCGUAUGCGUCUGAUCGUUUAUUCAACACAGAUAAUGAAAAUGUGUUGGAAGCUGAAAUACUCAUUCGUGGUAUUGGUGGUAUUGGAUUACAACCAAGUGAAAUCUGUUCCGAGGAUGAUGAUAUUGCAAUUCUGGGUAUUUGUAGAUUUGAACAAGUAAAGCAUACAUUGGUUUCUGAAAAUAAAGAAGAGUUUUGUGCUCCGAGAUUAUCGGAGAAAGACGAACUUGAGCCAAAUUCACAAUUAUUUUUGCUGUCGUACUGUUCAACAAUGAGAAGAAACAAAGAUGUGAAAUUUUAUGAAGAAUGUCCCGGUUAUUCAUCAUAUACACGUGAAAACGUGAAUUCUGCAAUGCAUCCCGACCAUAGAACUGUAUCAAUAGGAAAAUACGUGAAAAAUGAAGACAUGUAUAUCGUUCAUGAUUGUCCUUCAUUACGAGGUGCCAGCGGGGGUGCUAUAUUUGAUACAACAGGGCGGUUCGUUGGAGUGCAUACUGGUGUUAGAGAUGGCGAUGUUCAUUACAAUAUUAGCGGUGAAAAACGAUUACUACCAUAUGCAAUGAAUCGAGCACUUGCAGUCUAUUCAAAUCGAGUUAAACGUCAUCUAGAGGAUACGAUACCAGCGUGGAAAUAG